Rhodamnia argentea is the source of this 2139-nucleotide messenger RNA. RefSeq names its product pentatricopeptide repeat-containing protein At2g20540. Gene Ontology annotation, biological process: RNA modification. Gene Ontology annotation, molecular function: protein binding; RNA binding. The record is from RefSeq and is a predicted model, not a curated record. Lineage: Eukaryota; Viridiplantae; Streptophyta; Magnoliopsida; Myrtales; Myrtaceae.
GUUUGCGCAUUGAAUGGAUAAGCUAAGACGCAUUACAAUGGAAGCUUCUAUCCGACAAAUUGAAAGCCAACAGAGAUCAUGGAAGCUUCUUCGACACUUUUGAGGAAGGUUCUGUCCAAAUGCCCAGAAUCUUUACAUGUCCUCAACUCAACGGCAUCGUCGUUAAAUGCCACCCAAAAUCAGCCAUCCCGUCCUUAGAAACCUGGAGGAUCUGUUCGUGCCCGCGUUGCGAAGCUGCGGAAGAGUUGCGGAGCUGAAGAGGGUCCACGCCCGCAUCGUCCAACACUCGCUGUCGCAGAGCAAUUUCUUGGCGACGAAGAUGAUCGACGUGUGCGAUCGAUGCAGAGAUCUCGGUUAUGCAAGUUUACUCUUUAGGAACGUGGUGGACCCGAAUGUGUUCUUGUACAAUGCAAUUAUCAGAGCUUACGCACACAACUUCAUGUACAGUCUCGUGGUCACGGUGUACAAGAGAAUGCUGGAGGACGAAAAGAUUUUGCCUGAUAAGUUCACGUUCCCGUUUUUGAUCAAGUCGUGUGGAGGGUCGAUGAGUGAAAACUUGGGUAAGCAAGUGCACGCCCAUGUGUGUAAAAUUGGGCCUGCGCGGCACUUGGUGACGGAGAAUUCAUUGAUAGACAUGUACACGAAGUUUGGGAAUUUGGAAGAUGCGUAUAAGUUGUUCGACGAUAUUCCCCAAAGGGAUGCUGUCUCAUGGAACAGUCUCAUUUCUGGGCAUGUGAGGUUGGGACAGAUGACAAGGGCAAGGGAAUUGUUUGAUGAGAUGCCAUGUAAGACUAUCGUCUCUUGGACGACAGUGAUUUCCGGGUACUCACAAGUUGGCAGUUACGUCAAUGCCCUGGAAAUUUUCAGGCAAAUGCAAACAGUUGGUGUUGAACCUGAUGUGGUAAGUAUCGUAUCCGUCUUGCCAGCUUGUGCAAACCUAGGAGCUCUCGAAGUUGGGAAGUGGAUUCACAUGUAUGCAGAAAAGCACUGGCUUCUCCGCAAGACUUGUGUUUGUAAUGCUCUGAUGGAGAUGUAUGCAAAAUGCGGUUGCAUCGAGCAAGCGAGCCUGUUGUUCAAUGAGAUGAACGCGAAGGAUGUUAUUUCUUGGAGCACAAUGAUUUGCAGCUUAGCCAAUCAUGGAAAAGCCAAGGAAGCAAUUGAACUGUUUCAAGCUAUGCGAAGAGCAAGGGUUGAUCCGAAUGGUGUCACAUUUCUGGGUAUCCUCUCAGCAUGCGCACAUGCUGGUCUAGUGGAUGAGGGACUAGAGUUUUUCUGUUCAAUGAAGAGAGACUAUGAGUUAGAACCAGAUAUCGAGCAUUAUGGCUGCUUGAUAGAUCUUCUCGGGCGCUCGGGAGGUCUCGACCAGGCUAUGGACUUGGUACAGGCUAUGCCAGUAAAACCAGAUUCCAAAAUAUGGGGUUCUUUGUUAAGUUGUUGCAGGACUCAUGGUAAUCUUGAGAUGGCCGUUGCUGCAAUGGAGCAUCUGGUAGAACUGGAACCGGAUUUCGCAGGGAAUUAUGUGUUGCUGGCUAACUUAUAUGCAGAUUUGGGGAAAAGCGAAGGGGUUUCGAGAAUGAGAAAGCUCAUGAGAGACCGAAACUUGAAAAAGCCACCUGGAGGAAGCUCAAUUGAAGUGGACAAUAUGGUACUCGAAUUUGUCUCGGGUGAUAGUACUAAGCCGUUUUCGAGAGAUGCAUGUAGGAUGAUAGAGCUGCUGGAAUCAGAGGCGAACCUAAUAAUACAAAGAAUUCAAGCUGGCGUUGCUUGAGCUCCUAAAAUCUCUUUUGAACUCGGAUGGAUGGAAAGACAAUGCAUGGCCCAUGCUGCAUUGAAAAUGUUGCGAGUCACCUGCCGAGGACGUGAUCUGCUUAUACAGUCGCCUUCCUAAUGACCCGCCUUUCUGGUUGGGGUGUCCGACAAGAAGCACAUGGUUUGAACAGCAGCUUCUGCAACUCUGAAGCACGAGCACCUGAUGGAGACGGUCACAAAAGAUUGAAUUUCGAACAUCAAUUGAAUGUGUUAAAACUGUGGAUUGACGUAUGGAAAGUGGAUGCCCGGAUGAGUAAAUAACGGAUGUGAGGCCUCAAACAGAAGAAUUUGUCCAUGUGGUCUUGGCGAACACCUGGAUGUGCAGAUAGA